Messenger RNA from Arxiozyma heterogenica, 1476 nucleotides. It is a transcript of the gene HFI1, whose product is annotated as Hfi1p. The record is from RefSeq and is a predicted model, not a curated record. Lineage: Eukaryota; Fungi; Ascomycota; Saccharomycetes; Saccharomycetales; Saccharomycetaceae. Gene Ontology annotation, molecular function: transcription coactivator activity. Gene Ontology annotation, cellular component: SAGA complex. Gene Ontology annotation, biological process: regulation of transcription by RNA polymerase II. The coding region runs from base 1 to 1476 and encodes 491 amino acids. The transcript has a single exon.
AUGUCGUUACUCCAUAAAGGAAAACCACAGACUUCUUUAGGUACUUCUUCUUUGAUGAAGAGAACGCUAAGUUCCAAUAGCAUAUUAUCAAAACACCAGUUAAAUAAUAAACAUAUAUCGUCAACAGGUUCUUUAUCACAUCUAAGUAAUAUUAAUUUGCAUACUAAUUCUGGUGUCAAUGUAACUUUAUCCCCACUGAUUAAGAAAGAAUUGAAUUUGACUAAUCAAAGAUUAGAUUUAGGUAUUUGGAUAGAAGAAUUUAUAGCUAUAUUAGGAAAGGAAAGUUGGAUUAAAUAUGCACAAGUGAUAAGUUUCUUCAUAUUAGGUAAAUUGUCUCGAAUGGAAUUGGUUAAACAACUGGAUCAAAUAUUUGAAGAAAAUCUAGCAGACGAUAAUGCUCGUAAUAGUAAUAAUGAUAACACGAAUAAUAAUGGCAAUAAAGAGUCCCGAUUAUUGCAUGAACAACGGCAUAAAUUAACCCGGUUACAUAAUCAAUUAUUAUUAGGUAUAUUUGCUAAUUCAUUGAGGGAUUCUCCAAUGAAUAAGUCCGAUAAAGCAUGGGGAUUUCAAAAUGGAGAUCGUUCCACGAAUAGGAAUGUGAGAAGGGUUAAUAAACAUAAUUCACAGAUUGAAAUGUAUAAAAAAAUCGUUAUGUCAUUACCUAAAAAUGAUAGAAAUAGAUUGAAAACAAUAACUAGAGAAGCAGGGAAAAGAGGAUUUAUAUAUUGCACCGUCUUACAAAAUAGACUUCAUAAUGUACCAAAAAUUCCUAUUGUUACUAACCAAGAGACUUUAAAACGAGUGAAAAAAAAUAAUUUAAAGACCCCGUUGGAGUGGUCUCAAGAUAUAGUUAAUGGGUUUAAUGCUCCAUUAUCCAUUGAUAGUUAUUCCCUACCCGAUAACGAUACUUUGACUUUAAGAAUGACUGGUAUUGCUCGUGAGCAUGGACUUGUUGGUUUUGUGGAUUCAAAAUGUGUUGAUAUGGUAUCAAUAGCGUUGGAUCAUUAUUUAAAAAAAGUCAUUGAACUUGCCAUUGAUUCAGUUAGAUAUAGAAGGAAGAAAUAUUCAGAAUAUUAUGAUUUAAACGAUGAAGGUGUAUAUGUUCCAGUGUCGGGUCUUGGAAUGGAUUUUGGUUUAACUGAGAACGUAUUGACUAUUAGUAAUGAAAAGAAUGAAAAUAACGGUGAACAAGAAAAUCUAGAGAAUAAUCAACCCAAAAUAUCACUAACAAAUGAAGAUAUUCAGGCAGCAUUGACUAUUUUUCCUAAUUUGGUGGAACCAAGUACAGGUAUCUUUCAAACACUGACAUCAAUAAGUUUAUAUAAUGAAGAUGAAUUAGUAGAAACAAGAAGUAGCAUAGAUGAUUUACCACAAUUUAAAGGCGAGCGGCCUUCCUCUAAACCUAUAGAUGAUAGAAAUAUCGGAACUAGGGAAGAAUUAAAUUGGCUAAUCAAAGAUAUUCUUAGUGACGAGUGA